AUGAGGAAGCUGGAGACUGACAAACAUGCUGCAGAGGUGACGGUACCAUGCACAAUUUCCAUGUUAGAAGCCUUACCAUCUUCUGAGACCAAAUAUGUUUCUCCAUGGUUGGUUUUCUUCACAGACAACGGCACCAUGCACAAUUUCGUGGAUCCGAUGCAUAACCACAACAAGCACCUCACAAAGGUUGUCUCUGAGUUGUUAGUAGGUGCCACAAUUCGUUUCUGGAAGAGCGGUUGGCUACUAAUGACUAAAGGCAUGAAAAAGGUAUUCUUCUACAAACCUUUCACAAAAGAGAUCAUCCAACUUCUGGACAUACCAGGGGAUCGCCCUUAUGACUUUGCAGGAAUAACAUUCUCAUCCUUACCGACUUCCUCAGACUGUGUAGUUUUCCCCAUUUCCCACUGGCCCUCUACCCACGUCGAAGUCUUCUCAAUUGCACGAGGUAUGGAGUCAUGGAGUUCUAAAUUUCUACAUCACACCAAGUUGGAUAAAGACGAGUCAUUUACCCAUGUAUGCUUAACAAUCCGGUUUACUACGACGGAACUUUGCAUGGUCUUGACAAUAGCGGCGCGUUAG
This is a messenger RNA of Papaver somniferum (opium poppy), 579 nucleotides long. RefSeq names its product F-box/kelch-repeat protein At1g57790-like. The transcript has a single exon. NCBI's taxonomy places the organism in Eukaryota, Viridiplantae, Streptophyta, Magnoliopsida, Ranunculales, Papaveraceae. Bases 1 to 579 code for a protein of 192 amino acids. The record is from RefSeq and is a predicted model, not a curated record.